This is a messenger RNA of Setaria italica (foxtail millet), 3012 nucleotides long. RefSeq lists its product as uncharacterized. Lineage: Eukaryota; Viridiplantae; Streptophyta; Magnoliopsida; Poales; Poaceae. The record is from RefSeq and is a predicted model, not a curated record. Gene Ontology annotation, molecular function: nucleic acid binding; zinc ion binding. The transcript is spliced from 2 exons. The coding region runs from base 2062 to 2595 and encodes 177 amino acids.
GUGUUCUCCACGCACACCUCUUGCUACUGAACAUCUUUUCUGGUUGCACUUUAUAGACAUGCUUUUGCUGUUUGCAAUAUCAUAUGUCAGAAAUUGCAUUAUGUCAUGUCGUAAUGAUGAAUAUAUAGAAAUGCAGUAGGGGAGCCCCCCCACUGAAUAUAGGUUUGAUCUCGUAUAUGAUCUUUUAGUUUUGAGAUUUUUUUUGCAUCUUUACUUUCAAUCCCAUAGUUAAUUUCAUUGGCAUCACCGCAAUGCAUGGCAUGAUGCUCUUACCUAGUAAUAAGCUUAUCUUACAAUUUGUUUAUCUGUUAUAAUUUUAUUGAGCUUCUUUGUUAUCCCUUCAUGUGCUCAGAAAACAUGUGUAUGUUUUCUCAUUUGGGCUCCUGUAUGUGUGUUAUUUUUGCUAAAUUGUAGAGUGAGUUAUGCACUAACCUAAGUUUCAUUGUCAACAUACUCUGCAUUUCGUACAUUAUGUCCUUUCUCCUUUCUAAAAAGGUUGUUCUAGAAUGUACUGUCUAUUAGAACCUUUCUGCUAUAAUGGGCAAUGGUGUGUAUUUAAAUGAGCAGUGCUGGCUUGCAUCCAUAUCAUAUCUUAAUUUCAUGGCGUUCAACUGUUGACACGUGUAUGACUUCAAUACCAUCUAUGGCUCCUGUUGCUAUUAACUGUUUCACUGUUAUUUUAUUAUAGUCUACUGCAGUGCUGUUGCCCCAAUGUAGCUAUUGAAACCCUAGUUGACUAGUUGCAUGUAUUUUGAUAUAUGCUAUUUCGUGUUUGUAAUAUAUUUUUAACUAUAAUACUCCCUCCGUUUUAAAAUAUAUGACGUCGUAUAUUUAAAAAAGGAGGAACUAUAUUGUCAACUGCAAGCAGGUUAUUAGUUGUUGAAAAUUUUUCAGUAGUUAAUUCUGCUAUUUUAUGGGUUCGAUGUUAUUUGCUGGCUUUGGCUAUUUUGCUAGCUUAUUGAUAUCUGUCAGGCCUUAAUCGUGAACUUGUGAUUUGUGAUUUUCAUUGUUAAGGCCCAUAUACUAUAGGCCUAUGGCCCAUAUGUUCUAUAUAUAUAUGUCUCCACUGUUAGCAUCUUGACUAUUCUCAAAUCCAAGGUUAGUAACAUGGAAUCAGAGCAUGGUUUAGGGUUAGGAUUAGGUCUAAUCUAAUCCACCCAAGAGCCAUUUUUUUUCCGUCCCCGUCGCCCGCCGCUUCUAGCGGCCUCUCCUCCGCCCUCGCGGCUCCUCCUCUGCCGCCCGUCGUGGCUCGUCCCCGCCGCCUAUCGCGGCCUCCUCCGCCGCCCGUCGCGGCUCCUCCUCCGUUGCCCAUUGCGGUGCCUCACAAUCACCGUCGUGGCUCCAUCUCAGCCGCCGGUCGCGGCUCCUCAGCCGCCGUUGCGGCCUCAUCAGCACCCACCCUCUUCGUCUGCUUCCUCUGCUGCUGGUGUGCUAUUGUCUGCUGCAACUGUACUUCUCCUCUACUGUCUGUCUGUUGCUGUGCUCGGUGUGCUGCUGGUGUUCUACCAUCUGCUGCGACUGCUCUGCUCCUCUACCCAGCCAUGGUGAUAUCUGCUCCUCUGCUUUUCAACAUGUCAGAUAAAUGCAAUUGUUGUCAGUAUGACUCUAGAUGGUCACAAUUAUCCUGAGUGGGCUUUCUGUGUAGAAAUUGCUUUGAGGGGCACUGGUCUCUAUUUUCAUCUCACUGAUGAUGCACCUGCACUUAAGCCUGAUGGUAGUAAUGCUAAAGAAGUCACUGAUUAGCAUAUUAGUGAUGGCAAAGUGAUGGAUGGCAUGGUCAACAGUACUAAGCAAUCUAUGAUUAUGAGUCUGUCUAAGUUUAAAACAGCCAAAGCCAUUUGGUCUGCCCUGAAGGAUAGAUUUGUUCAGGACAGUGGUGCCCUUCUACAUACUCUCAUGUAGCAAACUCAAACAAUUGAGCAUAAUGAUAUGUCCAUUGAUGAUUACUACUCAGCCUUUGAUCGUCCGGUAGGCUCUUUGACCUCCAUGAUAGGUGCUUGUGCUGCUGAUUAGUGUUCAGCACACAAAUUUAUUGAGAAGUUCUUUGUAUAUCGCUUUGUCAUGGGAGUAAGGGAAGAAUUUGAUUCUCUUCGUAAAAGGCUGUUACAUGAUUCUCCUAACUUAACCAUGGUACGUGCUUUCUCUAAGUUAAUUGCUGAAGAGACUCGCCUUCGGUCUAUGUCUGUUGCAUCUAUGUCAGUAUCUCACAGUGUGUUGGCAGCUUCUCAGAAGUUCAGUACACCUAAAGGUACUUCUUCAGAUCCUUGUAAGCACUGUGGCAAGACUGGUCAUUCUCCAGAGAACUGUUUCCCUCAGUAUCUAGAGAAGCUGGCUGAGUUUCGUGCUUGUCGAGCUGCUAGGACUGGUCGUGGACGUGGUACUACUCCUACUCCAAAAGGUGCAGUGUCUGUUGCUGCUACCGCUUCUGUUGGUGCGCUGGUCUCAUCUUGGGUACUUGACUCAGGGGCUUCUUUUCAUGUGAUAUUGGAUCAGUCCCAGCUUGUUGGUUGCAAGGCAGUUACUGAAGGUACUUCUAUCCAGACAGCUGAUGGAUCGUCGAACAAGGACUGUGGUUGGGACUGGCCAUCGCCGUAGAGGUUCACCUAGCCUCUAUGUUCUUGAUACUUUGCAUCUUCCUCAGUCUUCAGCUCGCGUCUCAUCUGCUGCCUCAUCUUCGGCUUCUUCCUUCGCCAAGUGGCAUCAUCGUUUAGGUCAUUUGUGUGGGUAUCGAUUAUCUACCUUGAUAAAUAAAGGUUGUCUAGGUCCUACUUCCAUUGAGUCUAGUUUUCAUUGUAAAGGUUGCAAACUUGGAAAACAAAUACAACUUCCAUAUUCAUCUACUGUCUCUCAUAGUACUACACCUUUUGCUCUUAUUCAUUUGGAUGUAUGGGGACCUGCUCCUUUUUCUACAAAGGACGGUCACAAAUAUUAUGUCAUUUUUAUUGAUGAUCAUUCUUGCUAUACUUGGAUAUAUUUUAUGAAACAUCGUUCCCAGUUGUGGUCCAUUUAUUA